Messenger RNA from Daucus carota subsp. sativus, 2950 nucleotides. RefSeq names its product auxin efflux carrier component 2. Lineage: Eukaryota; Viridiplantae; Streptophyta; Magnoliopsida; Apiales; Apiaceae. Gene Ontology annotation, cellular component: membrane. Gene Ontology annotation, biological process: transmembrane transport. The record is from RefSeq and is a predicted model, not a curated record. Bases 524 to 2455 code for a protein of 643 amino acids. The transcript has 6 exons.
UAGAUUAGCAAAUUUAUUAUAUGGAGCGGGGAUCUCACUUCCAUCUAGUGAGUAAAUCAUUCCCUCCACAUCUCGUGAAUACUCAUUCUCAUACGUCAUUAAUCCGUUCUUAUUCCCGAAUCUCAUUCCCGCUCCAGUACAGACGCCCCCUUAGUUUCAUAUAUCAUUCACAAAUCACACCCCAUUGCAAUCAGACAAGAAUCUCUAGGACGAACCACAUUUUGUCUCGAAAAGGGAUUCUUCAAUUUAUUAUGCGCCUUUCAUAAACUUAUUCUUAUAUUUAACCAUUCUAUGCACACAAUGCUGUGGCUACUAGACAUGCAUGUGUGUGUGAAUCUAUAUUAUUAAGCCUCAUGCACAAAGAGGCUGGCGCUGUUCCUUCACUUGCGAUCCUUUGUCGAAUUCAGACUCCUUUUUUCACUAUACUACCUUCUUUAUAACUCAGCAUUUGCUUAAAACUCUCUUUCUUCUUAACUUUGUUCUCUCACUUGGUUACUUCAAUUUGUCUUGUGGAUAGCUAGCAAUGAUCACUGGAAAAGAUAUCUACGAUGUUCUUGCCGCGAUUGUGCCUCUCUAUGUGGCCAUGUUCCUGGCCUAUGGCUCUGUCCGAUGGUGGAAAAUCUUCACCCCUGAUCAGUGCUCUGGAAUUAACCGCUUCGUGGCUGUGUUUGCAGUUCCUUUACUUUCAUUCCACUUCAUUUCAGAAAAUGACCCUUACGCGAUGAACUAUCAUUUCAUUGCUGCUGAUUGUUUACAGAAGGUUGUCAUUCUAGUAGCCCUUUUUAUAUGGCAAACUUUUAGUAAAAAUGGCAGCUUGGAGUGGAUGAUCACUCUGUUUUCUUUAUCCACUCUGCCGAACACUCUUGUCAUGGGAAUCCCCCUUCUGAAAGCUAUGUACGGAGAUUUCUCGGGGGACCUAAUGGUUCAAAUUGUGGUUAUGCAGAGUGUGAUUUGGUAUACUUUGAUGCUCUUCAUGUUUGAGUACAGGGGUGCAAGGCUUCUUAUUUCUGAGCAAUUUCCUGAGACGGCUGGUUCGAUCACUUCUUUUCAUGUUGAAUCGGAUGUGGUUUCGUUGAAUGGACGGGAGCCUCUGGAAACGGAUGCAGAAAUUGGAGAUGAUGGCAAGUUACAUGUGGUGGUGAGAAGGUCUAAUUGUUCAUCAAGGUCUGUGAUUUCUUAUAACAAGUCCCAUGCAAUGAAUGAAAUGACUCCGCGAGCUUCCAACUUGACGGGUGUGGAGAUUUACUCGGUUCAGUCUUCGCGAGAGCCUACACCGAGGGCCUCAAGUUUUAACCAGAAUGACUUUUAUGCUAUGUUUGCAAGUAAAGCUGCGAGUCCUAAGCAUGGUUACACGAACAGUUAUGGAGGAGGAGGGGAUGUUUAUUCUGUGCAAUCGUCGAAAGGUCCCACACCAAGAAUAUCAAAUUUUGAGGAGGAGAUGUUGAAGAUGGGAAAUAGUGUUAACAAUACUAAGAGCAAAAGGCCUGGUGGAAGGAGUAUGAGUGGUGAAUUGUUUAACCAUGGGAGUUUAGGAUCUUCGUAUCCGCCUCCAAAUCCGAUGUUUACAGGGACCACGCAAGCUAAGAGGAAGGAAAGCGGUGGAGGGACAGGGACUAGUAGUACGCCUAAUAAGGAGCUUCAUAUGUUUGUUUGGAGCUCAAGCGCAUCUCCUGUCUCUGAAGGGAAUUUAAGGAAUGCUGUAAAUAGAGCUGCGGCUACUGAUUUUGGAGUUGUUGAUUCUUCUAAGGCUGUUCUUCAACAAGAAAUUGCUGCUUCUAGAGCCAAUGCAAUGAAUGAUUCGAUAGAACAUGCAAGUCCUGCUGGAAAAAUGAAUGGAGAACUGAGAGAUCAGGUUGAGAUAGAGGACGGAACUGCAUCAAAAUUCGGGAUGCCAUAUGAUACGAUGCAGAAGAAGGUAGGGAUCGAAGGAGGCCAGAAAAAUCACCAGAUGCCACCUGCAAGUGUGAUGACAAGGCUCAUUCUUAUUAUGGUUUGGCGAAAACUUAUCCGAAAUCCUAACACUUAUUCCAGCCUUCUAGGCCUCAUUUGGUCUCUGGUAUCAUUUAGGUGGAAUAUCAAGAUGCCUACCAUUCUAAGUGGAUCCAUAUCAAUACUAUCAGAUGCAGGUCUGGGAAUGGCUAUGUUUAGUCUAGGGCUAUUCAUGGCAUUGCAACCAAAGAUAAUAGCCUGUGGAAAAUCUGUUGCCACGUUUUCAAUGGCAGUGCGGUUCUUAACAGGUCCGGCAGUUAUUGCAGCAACCUCCAUCGCUAUUGGCCUCAGAGGUGUUCUUUUGCACGUUGCAAUUGUGCAGGCGGCUCUUCCCCAAGGAAUCGUUCCUUUCGUAUUUGCCAAAGAAUACAACGUCCAUGCUGACAUACUUAGCACUGCGGUUAUAUUCGGAAUGCUGAUUGCCCUCCCCAUAACAAUACUAUACUACGUGCUCCUCGGAGUGUAACUGCAAAGAAAGCAGGGGAGAUGGACAGAUCAUAACACAAAUCAAGACAUUCGACUAAGACUUCAGAAGAAGAUCACAAGGAUGCAAUAGUUUGAUUAUAGGACAAUAACCAUCAGAUUAAGUGCAAUUAGGCCUUCAAUUUAAUUUUUUUCAAGAAUGCUAACUUAUCACUCACGUACUGAUCUGCAUGUGAUCUCGGAGGAAUAUACUAAUACCAUUUGCUAGCUGCAUUAUUCUAUUGCUUCCUCUGGCUCUACGUCGAUCUCUUCUCUUGGAUUUCAAAUUUUACGGUAUCUUAUUAUAGUGCAACUUCUGAGAGAGUGACAGAUCUAGAUCUUAGAAUUUAGGCAGCGGACAAAUCUGCAGAACUAAUGUAUGAAUUCAUUAUUCAUGUACUGGGAAAUGCUUACUGCAAUUUGCAUAAAUAAUGUGAUUGUUUGUUUGUAGCUCCAGCUUUGCUUGUAUCCAAAAUUUAUAGAACUUACUAGCCUCAUA